Messenger RNA from Mercenaria mercenaria, 2333 nucleotides. RefSeq lists its product as uncharacterized. The transcript is spliced from 4 exons. The record is from RefSeq and is a predicted model, not a curated record. Lineage: Eukaryota; Metazoa; Mollusca; Bivalvia; Venerida; Veneridae. Bases 955 to 2274 code for a protein of 439 amino acids.
CUCCUGUGCAUCAAGACCACUGACUGAGGAUGCACAAGUCUUACAAGAAGACCUCAACAAACUACAGGAAUGAAAAAAGAAAUGGUUAAUGGAAUUUAACCCUGACAAGAGUGAAGUAUUCCAAAUCUCAAACAAGCGGAAGGACAUCAAUGACGAUUACACCAUCCAUGGCAAACAGCUACAGCAAACCAAACAGUCAAAAUACCUUGGGGCUGUUCUAACUGACACUCUAUCUUGGAAUGCGCACAUCAACAUGAUCACCAAAAAGGCCAAGAGCACCACAGCCUUUCUCAGUCGCAACCUCUCAUCUUGUAUUAAGUCCACAAAAGAGACCUGCUACAAAACAUACAUUCGAUCCCAGGUUGAAUAUGCUGCCACGUACUGUAUAGGAGCCCCCCACACAGGCCAGCAUCACCAAAGUUGAAGCAGUGCAAUGCAGAGCUGCCAGAUUCGUUCUAACUAGGGAAUUACUCAUGUAGAAGCAGCGUCAACACAAUGCUCAACACUCUUGGCUGGGAGAGUCUCCAGCAGCGAAGGAAAGAGGCCAAAGCAGUGAUGUUUUACAAGAUAGUCCGCAACCUCAUCGCCACACCAAGAUGAAGUUGCAUGUUUCAACCACAGGGAGUGUCAAUGAGAGGCCACUCAAUGAGAUACAGUACAGCAGUACUGAAGGAGUCUUCCCUACCACCAUUGUCCUAUGGAACCAGCUCCCACAGAGCCUCGUCGCAGUACCCACAUUGGAAGCCUUCAAGGACGGGAUCGCGGCUGCCAUGUAACAUCACCACUACAGUAAUCGUUUUUAUCCUGCUUUUAAUUUGGCACUUGGGACCCUCCCUCACUUGUGUACAUAUAGUCACCACAUUGCGACAGUGUCAGUGAGUUGGUCCUGCAUUGAUAGUGGGAGAAGAAGAAGUUACGUGUCCAGGACGGCUUCUGUUCCUUGCCUCAGAUGUAAUGUGUGGUUCAAAAAUGUCAAGGAAGAACUUUACAAGAGUGAUCACAAGGUUUUCAAAACUGGGUUUUGCAGUAAAGAUGAAACUUACAGGUUUUAAGAUAGAAGGGAUCAACAAUAGUGGUGUUAUAUGGUUCUUCAGUGUACAGGGACUGUUCCAUGUUGCCUUUGAUCUAGGAAAUAUGGCCUUCCAGAGAGACUGCCUGUUAGAACUUCAGGAAGUGUGGUUGAAGCGUUAUGAUGACCCUCUUCUACCAGCAGAUGGCAUUCUUAGAUUCAACAAACGUCUUAAGGUUGUACCGGAGGAUUGUAUACUCUCUGAUGUUAGCUGUCCGCAAAACAUACAGCAAGAAAUUGAAGCUAGAAAGCCUGUGGGUAGGGCUUGCACCAGUAAAUGUAUUGUUCUCUCAAAUGAAAAAAGCAUACAUGCUAAAGUAUAUGUCGACUACAGGGGAAAUAUCGUCAGUACAGAAAGUGUUUGUAACUGUGUCAGUUCUUGUGAAUGUUGUCCAGAGUAUGCGAUGGAAGAAACCGUUUCGUGUGAAAACAGUUGUGCUGUUGAUGAGACAGAUGCUGCAGCAUGCUCAGAUCCGACUGCAAACAACAUGGAGUGCAAUCCUUCAUACACAGAUAAUGACAGACAAAGUUAUGAAUACCUAGGUACAAGAAAAUUUAGAGAAAAACUGAUACAGUUCAUUCAGACAACAUUUAUAGAAGAAGUCUCUAACCCGGUUGUGCGGCAGAUAAUGCUGGUGCUUGAGUACUUGAACUAUUUUGCAAAAUUAGAGAAAACCGAUGCAUUUGAAAACUUUGGAUGCAUUUUAUUUAAAAUAAUGGAGGAGUUUUUGGUGUUAGUUGGGGUUGACGAUGGAAUGCCCAAUGUUUUCAAGAACACAUUUGGAAUAUCUCGAGAAAAGUUCAUCCUGCUGUAUCAGAUCAGUGACUGGCUAGGCCAGGAAUAUCACAAACUGGAGGAAUUGAUAAAGGAAAAAGUUGAAACAUUUAAAAGAGACAAUAUUACUUGUAUUGAUACACUGCCAUCCGCAGAAACAAUAACUGACACCUUAUUUCCAUCAUUUAUGAAAACCUUCGUAACAAACUGGCUUGGAUUUCACAAUGAAAACCAUAUUUUACAUGGCAAGUCAGAGUUAAAUGUAAUGUCAGACCAUUGCUAUACUCAACCACCAAAGAAUGACAUACCAGGAAAUAUAAAUUAUCAGUUGGUACAGUUGAUACUAGAGUUUGGGUCAAACUGUCUCAUAUCUGGGAUAGGUCAUGUUGUGUUCUCACGGUUACAGAUUGAGAAUAGAUCAGAUGUUUGAUACUACGCAUUUUAUAUUAAUUAAAUUGGAAUCUCAAUAAACCUGCAUUUUUGCCUUGA